Messenger RNA from Exaiptasia diaphana, 1272 nucleotides. RefSeq names its product glyceraldehyde-3-phosphate dehydrogenase. Lineage: Eukaryota; Metazoa; Cnidaria; Anthozoa; Actiniaria; Aiptasiidae. The transcript has 8 exons. Gene Ontology annotation, biological process: glucose metabolic process. The coding region runs from base 98 to 1099 and encodes 333 amino acids. The record is from RefSeq and is a predicted model, not a curated record. Gene Ontology annotation, molecular function: oxidoreductase activity, acting on the aldehyde or oxo group of donors, NAD or NADP as acceptor; NAD binding; NADP binding.
UUAAAAGCCGGAGUCGUUCUUACUCAACAGGCGUCGUUUCACUACACAGUCCGGUCGAAAGGAAAAUUUCAAUUUUCACGGUUAAAGAUUUCUCAAAAUGGCGAUCAAGUUUGGUAUCAAUGGAUUUGGACGAAUUGGACGGCUGGUUUGCCGAGCUAGUUUGGAAAGGAGCGAGGUUCAAAUCGUUGCUGUCAAUGAUCCUUUCCUAGAUGCUGAAUACAUGGCAUAUCUCUUCAAGCAUGACUCCACCCAUGGCCGCUUUAAGGGAGAAUGCAAGGUAGUUGACGGUAACUUAGUCAUUAACGGCAAGACUAUCUCAGUGUAUGCCGAGAGAGACCCUGCUUCCAUCCCAUGGGGAAAACAUGGUGCUGACUUUGUGGUGGAAUCAACCGGCGUCUUCACAACYGUGGAAAAGGCAGGGCUUCAUCUCAAGGGGGGUGCAAAGAAGGUCAUUAUUUCAGCACCGUCUGCCGAUGCACCUAUGUUUGUUAUGGGUGUCAAUGAGGAUAAAUAUGAGAAAUCUAUGGAUGUAGUCAGCAAUGCAUCCUGCACCACCAACUGUCUUGCACCUAUUGCUAAAGUUGUYCAUGAUAACUUUGGUAUUGUUGAAGGCUUGAUGACAACCAUUCAUGCUUUCACAGCAACCCAGAAGACUGUAGAUGGACCUAGUGGGAAGAAAUGGCGUGAUGGUAGAGGYGCCAAUCAGAAUAUCAUCCCAGCCUCUACAGGUGCUGCCAAAGCUGUUGGAAAAGUUAUYCCUGAUCUGAAUGGCAAACUUACUGGCAUGGCAUUCCGUGUCCCAGUACCUGAUGUUUCAGUGGUUGAUUUGACYGUCAGACUUGCCAAACCUGCCUCUUAUGACACCAUCAAAGAGACCAUCAAGAAAGCAUCAGAGACACCACAACUCAAGCGUUUCCUUGGCUACACAGAGGAGCAAGUUGUGUCCAGUGACUUUAUUGGAGAUACAAUCUCUAGUACAUUUGAUGCCAAAGCAGGCUUGGCUCUUAAUGACAACUUUGUUAAGCUUGUAGCCUGGUAUGAUAACGAAUAUGGAUACAGCCAUCGUGUUGUAGAUCUACUCCUACACAUGGCACAGUAAAAUACCAUCAAACGGUGAAGUUACCAGGAAACCUGGAAUUGUGUUAUUAAUCCACYUUUUCUGGCCGCGUAGACUGGACCAAAUUGUGACCUAACAAUAUUUGUAGUAGACUUUAGGGGUARAAAGUCUUUAAAAUAAUUUGAACUUCUAAAAAAAUAAAUGAUUUUAGCCCA